Venturia canescens is the source of this 1508-nucleotide messenger RNA. RefSeq names its product HSPB1 associated protein 1 (gene HSPBAP1). The coding region runs from base 287 to 1450 and encodes 387 amino acids. The record is from RefSeq and is a predicted model, not a curated record. NCBI's taxonomy places the organism in Eukaryota, Metazoa, Arthropoda, Insecta, Hymenoptera, Ichneumonidae. The transcript has 4 exons. Gene Ontology annotation, molecular function: 2-oxoglutarate-dependent dioxygenase activity.
UUGGACAACACCUGUCGUAGAAGAAUGUACCCUAGUGUUUAUCGUGUUUAUUUACGAACGGGACGAAUUCAUUACUAUCGUUGACAACCCCUGAACUCUGACGUGACUCUGCCACUCUAUACUAUGACAACUGAUAUACUUCUAGCCUAACCUACAAUCUGACCAACGAACUGCUGACACCACGACCCCGAGCUGCCCGCUGCCCGAGCACCCUCGCUCGAGCCCUUCGACCGACUUUUGUUGUAUUGUAAACAAAUAACACUGCGUGUCGUUUUUAACCUCCAAAAUGCUCCCACCGGCAGCUCAUCUCCAUCAAGCAAUUUUAGAACUUGAAGAACCGGUGAAAUUUCAGGAUUUCUAUGACCAACUCGAUGAAGAAGGAAAUUUGGAAUUUUUACGUUGGGGGCCCGACAAAUUUUUCGAAAUAUUAGGCAACAAAAUUCUUCCGUUUAGAACGGGAAAUAACACGAGAACUUGUGAACCGCAAUGGGACGUGAAAUGUAGCACCGAAGAAAUGAAAUUCGCCGAUUUUCUCGAAACUACAACGUUGGAAAAUGACUCGGUUUGGCGUUACUUCGAUUACAAAUACAUGAGCCAGUGGUUCGAAAGUGAAGCAAAUUUUUUGAAAUCAAUCGAUUGGAAACGAUUUGGUUUUGAUAAAAAUGGUUUCGAUUCUACCCUGUGGAUCGGCAGCAAGAGAGCUCACACCAAUUGUCAUCAAGACUCUUAUGGCUGUAACUUAGUCGCCCAAAUACACGGACGAAAAUUGUGGCUGCUGUUUCCUCCAGAUACAGGUAACGCAAUGAAGCCAACGAGAGUGCCUUAUGAAGAAUCUACGAUAUACAGUGAAUAUAAUUUUUUUUGUCCAACAAUAAAGGACGAGGAGUCAAUAAUGAAUAUUAAAAAAAAUGCUAGGCUUGUUGUACUUGAGCCUGGUGAUGUAUUAUUGGUACCAAACCGGUGGUGGCAUUAUGUAGAAUCUUUGGAUUUCAGUAUUAGUAUCAAUGUGUGGUUGCCUGUAGAAGGAGAUUUUAAGGAAAGGAUAAAUGAAGCUCUUGUCAAGCUACUCGCUAGAAAUAUUGGUUUAGGUUUACCUGCAGUUCCUGAGCCUGAAUACUCUCCCAAAGAAUUAAUCGAGUUGAUUAAACUGAGCGUGUCUCACUAUAACAGCGAAUUGUGCUCGGGUUCUUCAUCUACAGGUAAAAAAAAAAGACCGAGUCCCUGGACAGCUGAAGAAUUGGCAAAGGAAUAUCCAAAAUGUGUUAAAUUGUUGCCAGAAUUGUCUCAAGGAUGUUUACGUGAAUGGUUAAUGAACAACAGAAAACGUUUUCCAGAAGUAGAAAUUCCUCAAAAUACUUCGAAUGAUGUAACUUUGGUUGAUAUCAUCAAUGCAUUGUGUAAUCGUGAAGUAAUAAGUAAAGUUUCUGAAUUGCUCCUUCAUGAUAGAUAGCCAAUAAAUUACAAUUUUUCUUGUGUGAAUGAAAUAAAGAUUAUAUUGGAAAAUCUCA